This is a messenger RNA of Dracunculus medinensis (Guinea worm), 579 nucleotides long. Lineage: Eukaryota; Metazoa; Nematoda; Chromadorea; Rhabditida; Dracunculidae. The record is from the annotation of a GenBank genome assembly.
AUGCAAAUCAAUGAAAAUACGAAAAUUGUUGGUGAAAGUGUUGUGUUGGUUCCAUAUAAGCGGCAGCACGUCGUCAAAUAUCACAACUGGAUGGAGAAUGCCUCAUUACGAGAAUUAACCGCAUCAGAACGUCUCAGUCUUGAUGAAGAAUAUGAGAUGCAACUUUCUUGGGCGAAUGAUGGCGAUAAAUGUACUUUUAUAGUUCUUAGUCGAUUUUUAUUUGAACAACAAAGGAAUGAAAUUAAUUCGAUGGUUGGUGAUGUUAAUGUAUUUAUUAAUAAUGAGGUUGGCGAAUUAGAAAUUAUGAUUGCUGAAGAAGAAUGGAGAAAACGAGGUUUAGCUUUCGAAACACUUAAAUUAAUGAUUCGCUAUUGUUUUGAUCAUUUGAACCUGGUGAAAUUUGUUGCAAAAAUAGAUGAGAAUAAUCUACCAAGCAUAUUGUUGUUUAAAAAACUCGGUUUUAUUGAAAAUUCAUUUAAUGAAGUAUUUCGUGAAUUUCAUUUCAUCUUAGAUAGUUCUAAUUUGUUUCAUGUUAUCGGUGAUGUCAAUUUGCAAAUAAUGAUUUAUUCCUUUGAAUAA